Messenger RNA from Branchiostoma floridae (Florida lancelet), 1574 nucleotides. RefSeq lists its product as uncharacterized. Lineage: Eukaryota; Metazoa; Chordata; Leptocardii; Amphioxiformes; Branchiostomatidae. The coding region runs from base 131 to 1114 and encodes 327 amino acids. The transcript is spliced from 2 exons. The record is from RefSeq and is a predicted model, not a curated record.
UGCAUAUGGCUACAUGUUCUAGAACAUAAAACUUUAAGGCGUCGUGUAAACAGACGUUGUCAUUUGCACCUGCUGUAAACAGGUGUGAGUUUUUGUCCCUUAAAAGCGAGUAAUCUUUACAAUUGAGAAAAUGUUUUCAACGGGACGUCUCAUUGGUACUAUCGUGGGAGUUGCCGUCCGAAAUUUCACCCAGCGGUCUGCUGCGGUAUCGCAGCAGCUGUUGGACAUUUCGUCAGGUGGCCAUGGAGGGGAAUCACCGGGCAGUCGGCACGGGCAGACUCCGCCUUUCCCGACCACCCAGGCUCCAGCUGCCUCUCUUGUGAACGCCGUUAGCACGAGGCUGAGGUGGGACAGAUGUCAUCAUGCCGCCUCUAUUCUUCCGUUCAUCCGGGAGAGGCACAUCGCCCACCCAGCCGUCUGGGAAGAGGUUCUCACCGUAGAUGAGAUGAAGACGCGUCUCUGUAACGUCUCGAAGGCUUCCCAGGUUCCACACCCCAAGAGCGUUGCUGAACCACAAAGCCUAAAAGACACAGGUUUGUCGCAAGACCCUGUGAUGCCGUUUCAACGCCGGUCCGUGACCAACAGGGCGAGUCAAAGUCAAAAAGUGUCUGUCCGUCCCGUCAUCAAGAAGGCGACAAAACAGGAUGCGAGAAAAGCGCAUGCAAAAGUCCAGGCUAUCUUAGAUCUGGCAGUGACCAACUCCGUCCACGGAGGGAGAAGGUCCUGGAAUCGAGAAGAGGACAGAGUGCUCGGCGCCUACAUGGUGCAUCUGGCCGCCAGCGAAGUUGUCCUGAAGGAGAAAGUACGGCACAUUCUCAAGUCCCGGGAGUUCAACACUGAGAAAAUGCAGAAACUCAUGUUGGCCCUGACCACACUCAACAGGGUACGGAAAGUCAAGAACAUCAUCGGCUGGUACUUCAGAGCGGUAGACAGGUGGGAGUCGAGGGGAAAGUGCGAGUUAGAAGAAGAGAAGUUACUGAUGUACUUGACUCUUCGGCUAGAGGACGAGGCCGACAAGUUGGGCGUGAAGAAGAAGAGGAACUGGUUGGAGAAUUUCCGAUGCUUUGUCAGCAGCAUCAGAGAGCUGAUAUCCGUGUGGCACUCCGGGGAGUAAGUUUGCAGAGCCGUGGGGGGCAGUAGUGGAGUCUACAGGAAAGCUCAGUGGUGUCAGAUCAGAGGACCAUCCCGCUUCAGGGGCCAGGGCUAAGUGCCGAAGAGGCAAAUUUGUCCGAAGUUCUCAACCAGAGCUGUUCUGUAAUGCUUCUAUGGCCGUGAAAGUAACUCUCACCUCUACUGGUGCUAAAUGCUCGGAUAGAGCCACAGCUCCUUCGACCCAUACUCCUCAUGAUGUCGACGUUACAACAACCAACACAUGACUGCAACCAGCCUGUGAAAACAAGAUCAAAACUAGUGGUUACCUUAUGGGAAUCUUGUCGAUUUCUGCACGCCUCCACCUAAUCUCGGACCUGGUGAGUAAAUGAGAAUAUACCUAACGUUACUCUCGAUCCAAGCAGAGGUUGGUGGGAAAAAUCGUGACCCUUUUCUUUCAUCAAUUCUUUUUUCGACCAGCCUUC